CUAGUUUUAAAAUGCAGCGUUUUGUGGAAAGCUCACCAUCGACGGUCUGUUACUGGGCCACGUCAUCGAAACGGAUAAAAUGGAACCAUCCAAAAGGAAGAUAGAAGUACCAAGAAGAUUGCGGAGAGUCGUGAAAAGUUUUGAGCUUUGAUCACUCACUCACUAGUAAUGGAGGCUCUUCAAUUUUCCAGCGUGAAUAGAGUUCCUUGUACUCUGAGCUGUACCGGAAAUAGGAGAAUUAAGGCUGCCUUCAGCUCUGCGUUCACCGGUGGCACCAUCAAUUCAGCUUCUCUGUCCUCCUCUAGGAAUCUCUCCACGCGAGAGAUAUGGAGUUGGGUGAAAUCGAAGACUGUUGUUGGCCAUGGAAGAUACAGAAGAAGCCAAGUGAGAGCCGAGAUGUUUGGUCAGUUGACUGGUGGCCUCGAGGCUGCUUGGAGCAAACUCAAAGGCGAAGAGGUCUUGACUAAGGACAAUAUUGCUGAGCCAAUGCGGGAUAUCAGAAGAGCUCUCCUGGAAGCAGAUGUGAGUCUCCCAGUUGUUAGAAGGUUUGUUCAGUCUGUUAGUGACCAAGCCGUUGGAAUGGGUGUCAUUCGUGGAGUCAAACCAGAUCAGCAAUUGGUCAAGAUUGUACAUGAUGAGCUAGUGAAAUUGAUGGGUGGAGAAGUAUCUGAGUUACAGUUUGCUAAAUCAGGUCCUACAGUAAUAUUGUUGGCUGGGCUCCAAGGAGUUGGAAAGACAACGGUUUGUGCUAAACUAGCUUGUUACCUAAAGAAGCAGGGAAAAUCUUGCAUGCUUAUUGCUGGAGAUGUAUACCGACCUGCUGCUAUCGAUCAACUUGUCAUUUUAGGUGAACAGGUUGGUGUGCCGGUUUAUACAGCAGGGACUGAUGUAAAACCUGCAGAUAUAGCUAAGCAAGGUCUAAAAGAAGCUAAAAAGAACAAUGUUGAUGUAGUUAUUAUGGAUACUGCAGGGAGGCUUCAGAUAGAUAAAGGCAUGAUGGACGAAUUAAAAGACGUGAAGAAAUUUCUGAAUCCAACAGAAGUGUUACUAGUUGUUGAUGCCAUGACUGGACAAGAAGCUGCAGCACUGGUGACGACAUUCAAUGUAGAGAUAGGAAUUACAGGAGCCAUUUUGACAAAGCUAGAUGGUGAUUCAAGAGGUGGUGCUGCUUUGAGUGUCAAGGAGGUAUCAGGAAAACCGAUUAAACUGGUAGGACGUGGAGAGCGAAUGGAGGAUCUUGAACCCUUUUAUCCAGAUCGAAUGGCUGGACGAAUUCUAGGAAUGGGAGAUGUGCUUUCAUUUGUAGAGAAGGCAACAGAAGUUAUGCGUCAAGAAGAUGCAGAAGAUCUGCAGAAGAAGAUAAUGAGUGCAAAGUUCGACUUCAACGAUUUUCUAAAGCAGACUCGUGCUGUAGCGAAAAUGGGUUCGAUGACACGAGUUCUUGGAAUGAUUCCCGGAAUGGGGAAAGUGAGUCCAGCACAAAUCCGAGAAGCGGAAAAGAAUCUUUUAGUCAUGGAAGCAAUGAUUGAAGUGAUGACACCCGAGGAAAGAGAGAGACCAGAGUUACUAGCAGAAUCUCCAGAGAGAAGAAAAAGAAUCGCUAAAGAUUCAGGAAAGACAGAACAACAGGUGAGCGCACUUGUAGCACAAAUCUUCCAAAUGAGAGUGAAAAUGAAGAACUUGAUGGGAGUGAUGGAAGGAGGAUCAAUUCCAGCAUUAAGCGGUCUCGAGGACGCAUUGAAAGCAGAACAAAAGGCUCCACCUGGAACUGCAAGGAGGAAGAGAAAGGCAGACUCAAGGAAGAAAUUUGUAGAGUCAGCAUCAAGCAAGCCUGGUCCUCGUGGCUUCGGCUCUGGUAACUAAAACUAUUUCAGCCCAAUUUGGUUAAUUUCUAAACGGAUUAUUUUUUUGUAUAAGUUAAUGAAUGAGACAGAAACCUUACAAGUUAAUUACCAAUUUGUUGACAAAACUCAUGAUUAUCUAGGUAGAAAUAUAUUCUUAUUUAAAUAUCAUAUAAUCGAC
Molecule: messenger RNA, 2022 nt
Organism: Arabidopsis thaliana (thale cress)
Lineage: Eukaryota; Viridiplantae; Streptophyta; Magnoliopsida; Brassicales; Brassicaceae
Gene: CPSRP54
Product: chloroplast signal recognition particle 54 kDa subunit
Exons: 14
Coding region: 169-1863 (564 amino acids)
Biological process (GO): SRP-dependent cotranslational protein targeting to membrane
Cellular component (GO): signal recognition particle; chloroplast stroma
Molecular function (GO): 7S RNA binding; GTP binding; GTPase activity
Source: RefSeq, marked reviewed